CAGGAUGUGGCCAUGACGACCCAUGGUUGGUGGAAAAGCAGUCGCUCCAAAAUCCCCUUGCAUCCGAUAAAAGUGGACGAUAAGGCACGGCCAGAUUUGCCUCUUGAUAGUAGCAGUCAACCGAGUGUUUUUUCUUUUAUUUUUCGACACUAGUACUACUCUAUUUUUUGGAGCCCUUCUGCACACGAUCAUGUCGUUUGUAGAGUAUGCGGUCGUUUCUACACAGGCUCUGGCCAAGGUGUUUGUUAUCGGGUCGACGGGCUACAUGCUUGGACUAGAGAAGCCCGAACUAAAGACGCUUGCAAAGCUCAACAUCACUUUGCUAACGCCAGCACUGAUGUUCUCCAAGAUCUCAAAGUCGCUGGAUCGCGAGACGCUGUUCCUGCUGUGGCUGGUGCCGGUCAUCUACGGGGUCCUGGGGUUUGUCGGGUAUCUGUGGGUGCAAUACUCAGGGCGGCUGGUUCGGCUGCCAAACGGGUUCCGGCGGCUGUGCGGCAUCGCGGUGUUCUUCUCGAAUGUGAACACGAUUAUGAUUCCGAUUGUGCAGACAAUUGCGGCAAGCCCGACUGCGCGGUACCUGCUGCGCGACGAGAACGACACGGCGGAGGCGAUGGCGAACCGGUGCAUUGCGUACGGCAUGCUGAUUGGCAUUGCCAAUAACCUUCUGCGGUGGAGCGUGGGCGUAGCGCUAAUGGGGCCGGACAAAGGAGAUGAGGGACGGCUGAGGCUGCCUGAGGAUUCGCCCGAGCAGCCGUCGGCGUCGCUGGCGGACAUGGGCUUGUCCGACCAUGAGGGUGGGAUAGCCACAGUAGCUGGGCGGUCUGGCCAGGCGCGAGGCAGCGCGGAGAUGGUGGCCAGGAUGGGCAGGCGGAUGUGGGGGGCCGUGCAGCCAUGCCUGACGCCGCCGCUUCUUGGGGUGCUGGCGGCGGUUUUUGUAGUGCUGGUGCCGCCGCUGCAGCAGGCACUGCUGGCCAAGGGCACAUAUGCAUACACAGUGUGGCGGGCAGUGGAGACGUGCGGCGAGGCGUGCGUUCCGCUGACGCUGCUGGCGCUGGGCGGGCAAUUGCACGUGAUGGGCAGUGGGCAGGACGAGUCGGGCGAUGUGCCGCAGCGCGCGCAGACGCACGGGAUUGCGCUGGUCAUGGCGGGGCGGUUCCUGGUGGUGCCGAUUCUCACAUGCGCGGUUUUGUUCGGCAUUCAUGCGUUCGUGCCGCAGGCAAUGCCGCUGCUGACGAGUGACCCUGUGCUGUUCCUGACGCUGGCGCUGGUUUCGGCCACUCCGCCUGCUGUGAAUCUGCUGACAAUGUCGCAGAAGGUGGGGCUAUAUGAGAACGAGUCGGCGCGGAUCCUGACCCACACGUAUAUUUCGGGUAUCUUUGCGCUGUCGCUCGAGGUGUCGGUGUUUCUGUGGCUCACAACCACGCUGCGGGCAUGA
Linderina pennispora is the source of this 1435-nucleotide messenger RNA. RefSeq names its product auxin efflux carrier. Gene Ontology annotation, biological process: transmembrane transport. The record is from RefSeq and is a predicted model, not a curated record. NCBI's taxonomy places the organism in Eukaryota, Fungi, Kickxellomycota, Kickxellomycetes, Kickxellales, Kickxellaceae. The coding region runs from base 191 to 1435 and encodes 414 amino acids. The transcript has 3 exons. Gene Ontology annotation, cellular component: membrane; endoplasmic reticulum.